AACGCAAUGGGGAAUGUGGCUAUGGCUGUAUCAACGCCAUUUUAGAAAUUGUGAGAUCUGUUCUUCGACAGAAAAUGGUGAAUAAAGCGUGUUCAACUGAAAAUUAUUAGCGUGAAAAGUCUUGUUCUACCUGUUUAUCUCUGUUUAUUUGGACAUUCGUGAUAUUUUACUUCGUUGAUGAAUUAAAUUCAAUCAGGUCACUGUUGGAUGCAUACUUUCGUGGCAUUGUGCCACUUCAGUACUUCUUGAAAAGCAACUCAAGACCAGUAGCGAAUUAAAUCUGCCUGAUGAAAUCCCUCUUAAGGAGUGAAGUAUUCCAGGAAAGGAUUCUAUAAUCAACAUACCAUUUGUAAUAGACAUUACUUUGCGGCGACAACUGUGAAGGUGAUGCUGGUAAUUUGCUACAACGGAAUACAGAACAGAGUAAACACUACCUACAUAAAAAACUAAACAAAAAAUAGUUUUUUUUGCUGAUGAAGAUUUACUGACAGUAUGAGCACCUUGGGGGGAUCUAGGGGAGAGCGUAAUGCCAAACCCAAAUUCGCAGCAUUAGACAUUAAUAAGCUGUACAUAACCAGCCGUGUAAGUUCAAUAUACGAUGUACGAAAAUAUAUUAUUGUGUUUGUACAAAAAAUGUUUAAUAAAUCUUGAACAAUUUCAGGGAGAAUCGUUUGAGCCAUCGACACAAAAAAGUACUGCUCCUCGCAAGCAUGGCAUGCAAAGUUUGGGAAAGGUUCCAACGGCCCGUCGUCCACCAGCAAACCUUCCAUCUUUAAAAGCAGAAGUAGGAAAUCCCGGCGAACAGUCUGGCAGCUGGACUAACGAACUUAACGAAGGACAAUACGUCAGCCAGAGUCCAAAUCAUUCAACGGAAGAAGUCAACAAAAUACCAAAUUUAUCUAUUUCUAAAAGUUCGACUCAACGCCACACUUCGUCUCCUAACAUUUCAAAACCGGGCGAAUUAUCAUGGAACACGGUAGUGCAAAUGAUUAAGCAAUACUUUUGAUAAAACCUUAAUUUAAUUUUCUCAAUUUCAUGUAGAGCGAGUUCCCUUCAUUGGACGGCACUGGUUCGUAUGGGGGGGGAACAACAAAAUCUCAACUAUUCCAAGAACAUUAUUCCGGAACUUCUCAAACCAAUCAUCAAGCCGACAUUCGUUCACAAUUGAAAGCACCUUGCGGCCAAGGAACCAGUAUUGCUACGGAGGAUUUAGAUGGUGGUGGAAACUUCCUAGGUGGUUUGAACAGUUGUCAGGUCACAGCGGGAUCGUCUCAAUCGUCUCCUCUGCCCCCCCAGUUCAGAGCUCUUUUGCCACCCUUUAUGCAACGAGGGAGCGAAAGCGUUUUGUUAGGAAACGAAAACGAAGGAGGCUCCUUGUCGCCAAUACCUUCACAAACUUCAAUUUUUUCUACGAUACCAGGAAUGUGCAACGAUUCCAAAAACAGCAGUACUGCCCAUAAUGUGACCACCAAUUACAAUACGGACAACAGAAAAAUGAACAGCAAUGGUGGCAACAACUGCAGCAGCAGCAGCCAUAAAUCCAACAAUAAUGGAGAAAAGAUUAGCAACGUUGCGGUUAAUACCGGAACAAAUGUAACUAUAAUAUCCAGUCAGUUUUCGAAGACACAAUCUUCAAGCUUAUCGACUCAUUCGCAGCAACAACAACUAAAUAACCGUAUUGGUGGAGGAAACUCUUAUUCUUCAAUUCCUUCAACCAGAAGCGGGCGUGUUGUUAGGGGAGGAAAUGGUGGGAGCAACAAUACAUCGAGUGAAGGAGGCAAUGACAAAACUGGUGGAAUCGCCUAUGAUAAUAGUUAUCAGAAUGCAAAUCGACGAGGGGGUUCCAAUCAUCUUCCGCGUUAUGCCAACCGUGGAACUUCAGGUGGUGGUGUUGGUAAUUAUAAUAAUACUAUCGGUAAUUUGCGUAGUAAUGGAGGGAAUGUGAUUGGUUCAGGUGAAGUUGGUAGCCCGAGCGGAUUCAAUGAUGAAAAUCGCAAUUCACAUCCACCAUAUGGAUCAAGUGUUUUAGCAGAGCAAGAAGUUGUAGUGCGACCUAUCAUACGAGAUGAAGAAUUGCAAAGAUUAGAAGCAAUUGCAAAGGACGAAGGAUGGGCUAAAGAUUCUGAAUUUGAUUAUAAUCAAAAAUUAGAAUUUUCUGAUGAUGAAUCAGAGUUAAAUCAAAUACCAACUGCUAUGAAAGUAAAGGAUAUGGCUACAGAUAUAAAUAUAAUAUCAGUUAAAGCAGAAAAGGAGCAGCAAGAACAUGAAAUAUUUGAUAAAUCUGAUCGUACUCUGGAUGUAAGUGUAGCGCAUAGAGAAAGAGAUCCAAAUCAAGACUCUAUGCAAAUAAAUUGUAGCAGCGGUGUGCGUAGUUUAGUUGGAGAAGGCAGUGCAAUCAAUGUAAACAUGACGGCAGGGGGAUUGGAUGCAGCAGAAGCAAAAGAGCGCUUAAAACAACGCCAGGAAGAGGACCUUAAACGUGAUAUUGAACGUAAACUGGCUGCCGCUAGAAAGUUACAGGAACUGGAAGAAAAGCUUAGCAGAAAAAAAACAGAGGAAUCAAUAGAUGCAAAAGCAGGCAAUAAUGAUAUUAGCAAAAGUGGUAAUAUUGCCUCGACUAUCAAUAUCUCUACAACGUUAGGAAACAAACUGGAAGAGGAAAAAGUUUUUGAACCUGUAUCGGAACAUAACAACGAACGUGUAAUAUCCGUUAAAAUUCGUGGAGGAUCAACUAAGCUCAUCAUCGGUUACGGUGUAUACGGUAUACGGUAUCACUAUCGGUUUGCAACAAUACCCUAA
Messenger RNA from Anopheles gambiae (African malaria mosquito), 2799 nucleotides. RefSeq lists its product as uncharacterized. The coding region runs from base 1321 to 2799 and encodes 492 amino acids. The record is from RefSeq and is a predicted model, not a curated record. Lineage: Eukaryota; Metazoa; Arthropoda; Insecta; Diptera; Culicidae. Gene Ontology annotation, biological process: cell differentiation. The transcript has 4 exons.